ACUAAGUGAGAUGACGUGGCAACUUCGGACUCUCUGAUUGGACGAUUUUUUGUGCCUACAUGGACACUCUAAGAGGAGCUUAUAUCCCCUUUUAGUAUAGUAUAGAUUUUAUCUAGAAUUUUAUGUUUUUGUUUAUUUAAUUAUUUAUGUAACUUAGGGAUAAUUAUUUGAAAAUAAGUGUAUAUCUUUAAAUUUAUGAAAUAUGGCUUAUUUUGUUAAGUUUGAUUUCUUUUUGGAUUUAAAUUCUAUAAAUUAACGAAAAACGAAACCUUAAAACCAAUUUCUCCAAGUCACAAAGUCAAACUUUAGUCAAGGAACCUAACAACUAUAACAGCAUAGGUUAUAUCAGUAUCGGCAAAGUAAGAUUGAUUUACGAAGAAGAUGAAUAGUACUGAAGAACAAGAAAGAAACGAGAAGGAAAUAGAAGACCUAGCGAUUAUUUUGUUUUGGAUAGAGCGUCCGUUUCUCGUCAUACUUCUCCUCUACUCCAGUUUCGUCUCAGUUCUGAUCGGCCUUCUGCUUCUCGUUACUACUCUUCUCGCCAUAAUAUUCUUCUUAUUAUGCCCUCGACUCUCUUUUGCUGGACCCUCUGGUAUCGGUGGACUCUGGCUGUUUCUAUCAGACCGGUUCAUGUUUCUAUUGGCUCUAAGCUCUCAUGAGACCAUACUCGUUUGGCUUCUCACCGUUUUUAUCUCCCUCGUGAACCACUCUGCUUACAUCAUCGAGUACAUUGUUAGAUCUUAUAAAUCUCAUCAUACCAUAUCACUUCCUCUUCAGUCCCCCGAAGUAAGAAGGAAUGAUGAGGAAGGAGAUGAGAUCAAGGAACUUGAGAAGAUGGGGAAGUUAUUAGAAGAGUUAAGAGAAGAUGGAAAGAAGAUGGAUAUAGAAAUAGAGCUUAUCCAGAAAACUAUCCACUCAGAUCUUGAGAAACACAGAAAAACUUUGUCUUUGAACCUCUUAGAGUUACGUGAAGAGUUGGGAGAUGAUGGAGAAAAGAUGGGGGCAUAUAUGGAGCUGAUUAAGAACUUCGUUAACUCAGAGCUUGUAACUCCGAGAGGCGACUUGAACCUCAAUAUUAAUAAUGAUAUCCGGGAAGAUGUAUCAGAUGAGGAGGAUAUCAAAGAUUGGAGAGUAAAACUGAAAUCUGUAGCUGAAGAAGUUCAUGAGACCUACUUUGUUAUCCAAGAAACUGCAAAGGCGGCAAAAACAACAGCUGACAGGGCCAAUCUAACCUACAUGAUUGUGGACGAAAUUUCGAAAGAAAUGGAAACUAUGAGUGGGAUGAUAAAAGAAGAAGCCCUUGAGAUGUUUAUAGAGUUAAGAGAAGAAGUUUGGGAAACGUGGUUGGACUUCGAAGCUAGAAAAACAGAAGCGGAGGUUGCUGCGGACAGAGCUGCGGAGGAGCUUUCAUAUGCAAUGGUGGAGUUGAUGGACGCAGUCAACAUCCGUCCGUGGGAGGGUUACCGAACUGGCUAACAGUUUGCAUGCCUCUCUAAUUAUAUUUCAAUCUCUUUAUUUUUGUUGUCAGAUGAAUUUCAUUUUUAAUUCUUUUUUUUUGUAAAAAAAAAUUCAUUUUAAAUUUUUAUUAUUUUAUUUUAUUUUAUUUGAAGAAGUCUUUUUUAAUUGAUAAACUGUGAACUCAGUUUUGAGUCCAUCCGGGGCCACUAGUAACUUACUCUGUUCUUCAUAGAGAUAACAUAUAAAUGAUUUAUGUUAUGAAAUCCUACAAUCUUCGUAGUGGAUUGUGAGGAGGCGUGGGUGGUGAUGAGUUUUCCCAGUACCAAGUCGGCAUUUUGGUCUCUUUGGGAGACUAAUAUCCUUCUUCUUUUGCAGGAUUUGAUGUGUUUGUAACUAGGUUUCGUCUCCUUUGCAUUCCGAUUUGUCUGAGGCUUGCCCCGUCUGUUCUAAGCCGAGUUGUCCCUUGGCUUUGGCGGUUCCUGUUCUCGAUUAGGCGGUUUUAGUGGUUCCAGUAGUGCUCAUAAGGUUUGCUAUAUUUUCCCUCUUAAUCAUUAGUGGAAAGGGCUUCAUCGACGACUUAUAUUGCAAACUUGAAGAUAUUAUCAAAAUCCAGCUACUCGGAGUAGCCUACUCCGGUGAUGUUACGAGAAGAUGGGCAUCUGAGACAACGACCGUACGUAAAUUCCACAUUCAACGACUGAGAACGGUGAUUGAUUUCUAAGGAUUUUGGAACUUCCUAGAGGAUAGCGUCGGUGUUGUGGGCGAGCGAAGCUAGUCUAACUAUGUUUGAACUUCAAAAUUUUGGUUGAUUUAAGUUUGUAAGUGACGUUGCGACUCUCAUUUUUUGGGUUGAUAAGUAAAGUGAGAAAAAAAGAGUGUAGGGCGCGUUGAAAGAUUAUAUGGUAAGUUGUGCUAUAGCUUUUUAAACAUGAGUUAUUGGCAUACAAAUAGUUUUUUUUUGUUUGAUCGACUCGUGAGAUUAGAAACUUGUUUGAUUCUAAAGACAAUGAAAAAGAUGGCCAGUAGUAUGUUAUCAUGGUUUGGUUUUCCAUUGGGUGUCGAGGAAGGCGACCCUUAAAAAAACAAUGUAAGAUGAAUAUAUGAGAUAUCAAUGUGAACUUGCUAUGUUAACAACGCUUAGAGAGGAAGACAAGAAUCUGUCAAUUGUUGUGUUUUCGUAAACUCUGAUGCAAAAUUAACAAAUAUAGAAUCGACUUAGAAAGAUUGAUGAAGAAUUAUUCUUAGAUGUCAAAGAUUGAAAACAGCAGUCGAUAUUCUAGGAUUAUGAAUCCAAUCUAGCGGAAUGCGCCAGAAAUAUGGAUCAAAGCAAAGCUAAUUAGAAAACAUUUGAAUAAGGAUUUUGUACGAGUCCAGUUUGUAAUCGAAUGGUUUGAUUUAUUAAUGUGUGUAUAUAUAUACAUAUUUAAAGAAUUAUUCUUUUGACCAAAAAAAAGAAUUAUUCUUGGACAAUAGCUUAUGGGUUGUAUGUGAUGUAUAUAAAUAAAAAAACUGAUUGAAUAUUAAGUUCUUUUCAGUAAUUGAUGUGUCAUUUUCGUAAAACUUAAAAAAAACGCUCAAGGCGACACUCUUUUGAAAAAUAGUUAGUUAGUGGUAUAAUAGUGUUGAUUAUCUGGUUAAAGAGAGACUUAAUUUUCAGUGCAAAGUGAAGCUGAAGAGACGAUCUUAACAAGCAAAGAGGACAUGAAAGGAUUUAGUGAAGAAGAUUUGAAGAUCUAAGAGCAUGAGCAUCAGUGAACCCCCUUUGGGGUUCACCUUCUUAAUUUUUUAUUAUUAAAGUUUUUCUUUUUUUCAUUUUGAUUUUUUUUUUUUAAAAAAAAAAAAAAAAAAAAAUUGACCAAUCGCGGGCCGCCACGUAUCGUGGGGCCCGCGCUACAGUGAUGAACUUUAGGAGAGAGGGUAUCAUGCAGAAGAGGUGAGAAGGGGUGAGUUCAUCACUUUUGCUUUUUUUAAUAUUUUUUUUUUCUCGUAAAACGUGUGAACCUCCCUCUUGAACCUCUAAUGCUCUUGCUCUAAGCUCUUUCAGGAAAAGAUCCCAUAGAGAGAGUCCAAAGCUCUAGAGAGAAUUUCUAGAGAGACUGCAAUUGUAUCUUUGAUAGAAUCAUUUUUCUGCGAUUAAAUAUGGAAAUGAUAUUUUAUAGUAACUUUUGAGAAGAUAAUUUGGUAAGGAGAAGAACAAGAUAUAAUUCAAAGACGUGAAAAAUAGGUUUAACAUCUUUGACGGGUCAGGGUCGGAUUAAUGAACUCCGAUUAUGAUUAUGGGUAAUUUCAGUUUUAAAACGUGAUUACACUGAUUUUAUUAGUUUUGUGGAAUAAGGUUGUCAAAAAAAAAAGAAGGUUGGAUUAUUUAAUUUAGGUGGAGAAUUGGUGAAAAGUAUAAGUUUGUGGGGAUUUUCGAUGAGAGUAAAAAUUUGUUAGCGGGGAGGGAGUUUGAGCGUGGGUAGCGCAGUCCAGGGGGAAUAUCAUGACAGUACUAGUGAGUAAAAAUUAUGCUAUGUGAGCUCCGGAAUAACCGAAUAAGUUAACGGGCUUUACCCAGUAAAUGUACUAUAUUUAAGCAAAACUAGGGUAUCUUUGUAUCUGGGAACAUCAUGAUCUACGUACACUAAAUUACAAUGGGUGUUCUUAUAGCCCAAACCAUAGACCUUAAAUUCGACUUUUUACUAGUAUCAUUCGAAAUGAAAAUAACAAUUCAUGGUAAUGAAGCGACAUUACAUUAGACUAUUUAGAGUCUAGACUGACUAUUUACUCAGAAUCAUCAUUUUGCAACUAGUCAAUAUUGUCAAGCGAAUGGUAUUAUUAACUCUUUUAGUGGAUACUCCGAAUCUCCUUCGUGUUUAUCUGUGGAUUUUUGGUGUAUACACAUAUUACCUAUCAAAAGACAAAAAGUCUUUAAUUUUUUGUUUCUGUCGACAUCGACUUUUAAACGUUGGAGAUUUUGUUAGAUCUAGUGGCGAGCUUUCGUUUAUUUUCUACCAAAAAAACACAAAGUAAGGUAUGAGAGUAAGUGCAUAACUGAAAUUUAUCCGGGUUUAACAUCCUAUAUAUGAAUCACAUACCUUACUAUACUUAUAAAAUAUGUAAAUAUGAGAACUCCAGCACAUGUGACAUCGAAUGGCUACUAUAACAAGACGAGUACGAAACAGAGUUAGAGUAGUACUAUACAUGACGGGAAAGAAAUUACUAGAAGAAUUUAAGAGCACCCCCAUUAGUGAACUUACGGGGGGGGGGGGGUUCACACAGAUUUCAAAAAAAAAAAAAAUAUUAUAAUAAUGAAUAGUAAUGAACCUGUCUCUCCCAAGCUCUUCCCAGUGAACCUGGUUCAUCACUGUAGCGCGGGUCCCACAACACGUGGCGGCCCGCGAUUGGUCCGAUUAAUUAAUUUUUUUUUUUUUAAAACAAAAAUCAAACAGUAAAAAAAAAUAAUAAAAAAAUACUUUGUGAACUCCUUUCAUGGGGUUCACUGAUGCACAUGCUCUAACACUCAAGUUAACCGUCUCCUCUCUCUUUAUCCUCUCUACGAAAACCCAAAACUGAAGUGAGCUUGAGCUCCGGCGUCCGGUGAGCGCGUGAGCGCGACGGCCGGCGCCGGAGGCACCCCUUUUUCUCUGUUUCCGUUCAUGUGUUGCUGCUCUGUGUUCUCCAGCUUCUUUUCCGACAUAUCGAGGGAUCUGGGUUAGGGUUUCUAACCGGCGAACGUUCUCUGCGCAAGGACUGUCUCACCGGCGACGGCUCCGCUUCCUCUGGCUUUCCGGUGAGGUUAUUGAAGAGGGAGACUCGAAGCAGUCGGCUUUUGAGUUGGGAGAAGAUCGAUUUUCAAAUCUCAGAUUAACUCCGGUCAUUCAUGUUGUUUGUUGAGAAGGUUCGGAAUGGUUCUUCAGUUCCGUUGUGUGGUGGAUAUCUGCUGCUUGACGGGCCGAGAAUCAUUUUUCCUUAGGGUUUCAGUUCUUCAGUUCAUGUCGGUGUCGAUGCGGACCUGUUCUUUUACCCGUGGGUUAGAUGAGCUUUGGUGGCCUUGUCUAGGCCUCAAAGGCGAUUCGUGAGCUAACGCGUGCAGGAGUGAUGGCGCUUGGUUCUGUUCAGAAUUGUGUGCGAGUGGCUUGAUGUUAUACCCGAUCUCCGCGGGUUCCGGUGGUCGUCCAUGGUUGUCGGAGGCUUCAAGUCACUCUACUUCAUCUCGACACUUCACAGCACAGCUACCUAUCAGUUCAAUCAAGCUAAAGGCGGCGGCUUUCAGUUUGGUUUCGAGUCUCUUGACUUCUAAUUGGUUAGCUCCUUUCCGUUUGACACGGGUUUGGGGUUUUAACAUGCUCAGUCAUCGAUGUCCGGUUCUCGGAUGUCUCAAUCGUGGGAGUGAUUCUCGGGGGUCAUAAUCACUUCCGUGUCAAACGUUUGGUCUUCUACACAUCCCGGUGCUGUCUAGCUUCGCUUGAAGUUUUGUGGUAGUGUGGUGACUUUCUGUGCAGGUAUUGGAGGCAACCUGAUAUGGUAGUGGCGGUGAAUCAACUCGUUUCUGCAAGCGGGAUAGCGGUGUGUACAGCUUGGUCUCUUGGAACUCUCUUUGGUAAGAGUUACUUGGAACCUCCACUUCUAUAUACCGUAUAGCGCUUAAUCGGCAGGGAUGGUUGCAAGUACGAGGAGUUCCUCAAAAGCUAGCUACGCCUUUGGCGACCCGGGAAGUCCCGGCAUCCGAGGCGACGAGGAGAACCUCACAUUUUCGGGGUCAUCGCCAAUGGUCGAGAACAGCAAUUGAGUCUUACGGAUUCUUAGAACAGAAUAGUGGAACGUGCCGGGUUGAGUGGGUGGGCGAAACUAGGAUGUAAUAGGUUGAUUUGGGAAUUUUGUUCAAAUCGUGCUUGUAACCGGAACUGAAUCCCUUUUAUUGGGUUGAAUAAAAAUUUACUUAA
This is a messenger RNA of Brassica rapa (field mustard), 6383 nucleotides long. RefSeq lists its product as uncharacterized. NCBI's taxonomy places the organism in Eukaryota, Viridiplantae, Streptophyta, Magnoliopsida, Brassicales, Brassicaceae. The record is from RefSeq and is a predicted model, not a curated record.